CUUUAAUUCUUAUCUCACCGCGACUGACAGAUAAUAUUUAGAUUUCUUGUUUAUUCCUUAUUUACUCGUAGCCGCGAGAAGAAAUACAGUUUUGGUUGAAAAUCCUUAUAGUGUUUUUUCACCAUGAUAGCAAGCACGGAUGAACUUUUGACUGAUGGGAAUCGAAGAUUUCUGGGGUUCCGUCACCUGCAAGUUCUGCUGCUAUUCCUCAUGCUGACAUUCUGUUUCGCAUUCAGAGUCACCAUCAGUAUGGCUAUAGUGGCCAUGACCGACGAUGCCGACGAGAACUCCUUCGACUGGAGCAUCAAAGAGCAGAGCCUGGUGCUGUCUGCCUUCACGUGGGGGUACGUGGUGACGCAGACGCCCGGCGGCGAGCUGGUGGCCAGGCUUGGGAGGAAGGUUCUCCUCUGCAACGCCUUGAUCACCAACUCGCUGAUAUCGUUCAUAUCGCCUAUCGGGGCUUAUUAUGGGGGCUGGCGACUGUUGUUCGCCUUUCGAGUGGUGCAGGGCCUGGGCCAGGGCAUCCUCAUGCCAUCCAUGCACAACCUCAUCGGCAAGUGGGCGCCUUUGGAUGAGAAGAGUCGGAUAGGAGCUUUGAUUAUUUGUGGAUGCCAAGCUGGAGUAGCCCUACAAAUGAUUCUGUCAGGGUACCUAGUAAACUAUUUUGGUUGGCCAUCCAUAUUCUACACCAACGGCAUCAUGGGGACGGCCUUGCUGAUCGUCUACAUCACCUUUGGAUCUGAUUCCCCUCAGUCUUCAAGAUGGAUCAGCGAAAGGGAAAGAUUAUAUAUCCAGUCAUCGCUGGGACAGAUUGGAGGGCAUAAAAAGCUAAAGACUCCAUGGAAGAGGAUGUGGACCUCCGUCCCUUUCAUCGCGCUGAUCGUGGCCAACUGCGCACAGAGCUGGGGCCUGUGGACCUUUAUGACGCUGAUACCCUCGUAUCUGAGCAGCGUGCAGGGAGUCAGCAUUAAGGCUAAUGGUGUCAUGUCUGCCAUUCCUUACAUCGCCAUAGUCCUCUUGAGUUUGCCGUUCGGGUACUUUGCGGACUUAUCCAUUAAGAAGAAAUGGUGCAGCCUCACUGUUACAAGGAAGAUCUGCAACACUUUUGGCUUCUUUGGCCCUGCGCUGGCGCUGAUUGGCCUGUCGUACGCGCCGGCCGGUGACGUCACAUCCGCUGUGGCUCUGCUCACCUUGGUGGUGGCUCUCAAUGCGGGACACUUCACCGGGUUCAUGCUGGGCCACAUCGACAUGGCGCCGAACUUCGCGGGCACCAUGAGUGGCAUCACCAAUGGCAUAUCCAACGUGUUCUCCAUCUUCGCACCCAUUGCUGCGGGGUGGAUCUUGAAGGAUGAGACUGAUGCUAACGAAUGGCGCAAGGUGUUUUACUUAUCUUCAGGAAUCUAUAUCGGCUGCAAUAUUUUCUACGUCAUCUUUGGAAGCAGCGAGCGACAAGACUGGAAUGAGCCUGAAACUAGUGAUGCCGAUAGUAUUAAGAAAGAAGAAGCAACAGUAUCUUCAUCUGGGUUACGGCAGAAGCUGACGUGUUUACAAAAAGUAAAAUUAUUAAAAAAUUUGACAAUUUCAAUGACAGCCAACAGUGAAGAUGAUUGUUCAGAACAAAAGUUUAGAGGAAGUCUUGGCUUUCGGCACGUGCAGGUGUUGCUCUUAUUCUUCGCCAUGACUUUUGGGUUCGCAUUCAGGAGCAACAUAAGUAUGGCAGUCGUGGCCAUGACUGAUGUCAGCAAUGAAAUUCACUUUGACUGGAGCAUCCAAGCGCAAAGUGUGAUCCUGUCAUCGUUCACAUGGGGCUACGUAGUCUCGCAGUUCCCGGGGGGAGAGCUGGUCUCCCGAUUUGGAGGGAAACUACUUCUCUGCUUAGGUCUAGCAGUAAACUCAGCUGUAUCCUUGGUGACGCCCAUCAGUGCACAAAUAGGUGGUUGGAAAAUGGUAUGUUUAUGCCGGGUCAUCCAAGGAUUCUCGCAAGGAAUCUUAAUGCCUGCUAUGCAUCAUCUCAUUGGAAAAUGGUCUCCUUUGGAAGAGAAAAGCCGUGUAGGAACUUUUAUUUAUUCAGGGGCAUAUUUUGGUAUAGCUCUACAAAUGGUUAUAUCGGGAUACCUGGUUAGUUUCUUCGGCUGGCCUGCGAUCUUUUACACCAACGCCAUCAUGGGAGUAGUUUUGUUGAUUAUGUACAUGAUCUUUGGGGCUAACUCCCCACAAACCUCAAGAUGGAUCAGUGAGAAGGAGAAGCUUUAUAUACAGACAUCUUUGGGACAAAUUGGGGGACAUAAGAGGCUGCCAACUCCAUGGAAAAAAAUGUGGACGUCCAUGCCUUUCAUAUCCCUGAUCAUAGCUAACUGCGCUCAGAACUGGGGGUUGUGGACUCUGAUGACGCUCAUGCCAUCGUAUUUGAGCCAAGUCCAAGGAGUCAGCAUCAGAUCGAAUGGCCUAAUGUCAGCUAUACCAUACUUCGCUAUAUUCAUAGUGGGUUUUGUAUUUGGAUACAUCGCUGAUGUCGUUGUAAGAAACAAAUGGUGCAGCAUCACCACCACUAGAAAGAUCUUUAAUACAGUAGGCUUCUUCGGUCCCGGUUUUGCGUUGAUCGGCCUGUCUUACUCCCCGGCUGACGUCACCAUCGCAGUCAUUCUACUGACCCUCGUGAUGAGUUUAAACGCCGGCCACUUUACCGGCUUCUUGUUGGGCCACAUCGACAUGGCGCCCAAUUUCGCCGGCACCAUGAAUGGCAUAACCAAUGGUUUCGCCAACGUUCUGUCGAUAUUCGCCCCUCUUGCGGCGGGAGUGAUAUUGAAAGACGAGACGGACGCGAACGAUUGGCGAAAGGUAUUCUACCUAUCGUCAGCGAUAUACAUCGGCUGCAAUAUCUUCUAUCUCGUUUUCGGCAGUAGCGAGAGACAAGGCUGGAACGAGCCAGAUAGAUCUGAAGGUGCUGAUGUGGAGAAAAAAGAAGACACAGAAAAGACUUCAUAAGACUAAUUAGAAAUACAUUGAUUUUCUAUAAGAACUUUGUUUAACUUGUAAAAAAAUGUUUUUUUUUAUUAUUAUACCUACAACACAGAAGUGACGUUGCUACUAAUUAAUAUUCCCCAAAUAUCGUAAAGAAAAUUAUAGCAUGGAUAGUAACGGGUCCUGGAUUUGAAUUUUGGUGGGGUGAGCGCGGUAGGCGAUGCCAUUACUACCGAAGCAUUUUCAUAAACUGAAAAAUAUGUAGGUAAUUUACUCGUAGAAGCAAAAUAUUUCAUCUGUUAUAAGA
Molecule: messenger RNA, 3268 nt
Organism: Ostrinia furnacalis (Asian corn borer)
Lineage: Eukaryota; Metazoa; Arthropoda; Insecta; Lepidoptera; Crambidae
Exons: 22
Coding region: 124-2985 (953 amino acids)
Biological process (GO): monoatomic anion transport; transmembrane transport
Cellular component (GO): membrane
Molecular function (GO): transmembrane transporter activity
Source: RefSeq, a predicted model, not a curated record